Molecule: messenger RNA, 3186 nt
Organism: Clonostachys byssicola
Lineage: Eukaryota; Fungi; Ascomycota; Sordariomycetes; Hypocreales; Bionectriaceae
Source: the annotation of a GenBank genome assembly
AUGUCGGCAGCUAUCCAAACCGCUACCCAUCAGUCUCCUGCUCUGGGAUCACCGCCCUUGUCCGCCUCAUCGAAUCGACACUAUACGCCCUCUCAAUCCUCCCCUGCCAUCGAAGCGAACAAUGCUUACCAGCGAGCCACAUCAUCCCCAUCAUCCCGACGCCCCCCGUCCCGCAAGGCAAGCGGCAACGGCUCGCCAGCAGUUGAUACCAACGCUGUAGCCUCUCGAAACGGUGGGCCGUACAGUUCCGCUACGUAUUCACCCCAGUCAGAUCGCUCCUCCAAAAUGGCUCCCGUGGCGCCUCCCAGAACAUCGUCCAACCAGCAAAGUUCGAGCUCGCGAAGAAACCAAUACCCGACCGAGAAGAUGACGAACUCUCCGAAGCAUGUUCAAAGUGAUAGAUCUCGCCCUAGCUCCAGAUCCGACCCGAACGGUGCGUUUGAGAAUGGACACAGGUCAAAACGGGCCCCCGAUCAACACUAUGCACAUGAUCCCGCAGCACGCCCGAGCGGUACGACGACUACGAUUCCUAUUCGAACACAGCAGAGAGAUGAGGAGGCUUCACCAGCGCCGGUAGUUGGCACAAGCCCCGGAAACGAGGAGCGCAGAGGUGGCCGCAGCCGACAUGACUACAGCAAUCGGUCCCAGAGGGGCACUGCCAAAUUCGGUGAUUUCAUUUUGGGCAACACAAUCGGCGAAGGAGAGUUCGGAAAGGUGAAACUUGGAUGGAAACAGGAUAGCAGCGUCCAGGUGGCAAUCAAACUAAUCAAAAGGGAUACUGUCGGCGGCAACCCAUCCAGGUUGGCAAAAAUCCACCGCGAAGUCACCAUCUUGCGUGACCUGCAGCACCCAAACAUUGUUCAAUUAAUUGAUAUGGUGGAGACGGACCGAUACAUCGGCAUCAUCCUCGAGUACGCGUCCGGCGGAGAGUUGUUCGAUUUCAUUCUUAAUCACCGGUACCUAAAAGACCAGUCGGCCCGUCGGUUAUUUGCACAACUUGUUUCUGGUGUCGGCUAUCUGCACAAGAAGGGCAUUGUUCACCGAGAUCUGAAGUUGGAGAACUUGCUUCUUGAUCGGAACCGAAACAUUAUUAUUACCGAUUUUGGCUUUGCGAACACCUUUGAUCCGGUUGAGGAACUUACGAAUGAAGAGGAACUCAACUUGUCGGAUCGGGACUACGUCAAGAGGAUGGGGCUCGACAAGGUGAAGCCAAGUGGGAUGAGAAAAGGUGAUCUGAUGCAAACUAGCUGUGGAAGUCCAUGCUACGCUGCUCCCGAACUAGUUGUCAGUGACUGCCUCUAUACUGGGCGAAAAGUUGACGUUUGGAGUUGCGGUGUCAUUUUGUAUGCCAUGCUGGCUGGAUAUCUUCCAUUCGACGACGACCCUGCCAAUCCCGAAGGCGACAACAUCAACCUUCUCUACAAAUAUAUCGUGACCACCCCUCUCACCUUUCCCGAAUACGUCACCCCUCACGCCCGCGACUUGCUCCGCCGCAUCUUAGUCCCUAAUCCACGAAAGCGAGCAGACCUCUUUGAGGUUGCCCGUCACAGCUGGCUGAGCGAAUACGCACAUGUUGUCGAGUUUAUCACAAGCUCGACUACUCUACCACAAGAUAUCCAGAAUGUCACACCCACAGCGACGGAGGAGGCUGUUGAGACACCCGUCGUCACUCGCAGCUCCUCUGUUCGUGAACAACACAAGCAGAAGGCCUACUCUCCCACUCCAGUUGGCGGUCUCGCGAAGGCGCAUGCCAAGAUUGACACAGAGGCUGAGGCAGCCCAGCGGACGCCUAAGGAUGCUAAACGGCGAACUGUGCAGGUUGAGUACGUUGCUCCCACAACACAGACACAGCGUGGUGCGGAGACCAGUUCGCAGAGCGAAAGAACUCGGUCAGUUUCGCGGGGACGGGCAGAAGAUCAACAGGCUAUCCAACAAGAACGCCCCGUUGCUCCAGAUCCGCCGGUCACACAGGAUACAGUGUCUCGGCCUCCACCAACGAAGCGUGCCUAUCCUCCACAAAAGGCACCGAUUGCUCCACGGGGUCCUCGAGAGCCUCCUAGAGAGUCACGCCCUCCUACUGAUAAUACCUAUAUUCCUCAAUCGAGCUCGGGAAUGAGACCGCAAACAGGUCACUCCCUCGCUUCAGCUGCCUCUAUGGGGCUACAGUCCGUUGGCCAAUAUGGUCAGCCUGCCCCCCCUGCUAUUGCCGAUACCAAUGCAGAGGGUCGUAUUGAACAGCCGUCUCCCAUUGGAACUCCUGAGGUGCAACCACCUAGUGGAAACCCCCCUCCCAAAUUUGCCCAGAUCUCGGGUAUGAACGAGGCCCAGGGCCGUCCUGCCCGUGGUCAUAAGAGGUCUAGCACUCUGGGUGAAAUUGGAUCGAAGCUUCUAGGACGUAGCGGGUCUGUCUUCGGUCGCAGUAAGAAACGCCCAGAACAGCAGCCGGACAAUUCUAGGAAAUACCCUCCCAUCAGCAUGGCCAACGCGAUGCCAGGCGGCGAUCCAGGACCACGGCCAUCGAUGGAAUCCAAGACUUCUCGACGGUCGUUCUCUCUCGGACUAGGAAAGAAGCGAAGUGGGAGCAUUAAUGGAGAGAAGGAGAAGGCUUCAGGCCGUCGUCGUUUCUCGUUGCUUCCUCCAUUCUCCAUGAAGUCGACGCCCGGGCGCGAGGACACUGCAACCCCUCCUUCAGAGCUUGGCUCGCAACACAACCUUCCCAUUCAAGACAACCGAAUGGAACCCCCUCGGAGCUUUACUUCGCACGGAGAUGGCAGCCCAGUGUUUGAAACCGUAUACGGCAGGGGACCUCCCCCAACAUCCAAUGCCGGUGGUGCUCGCCACCAAAGAUUCGCCUCGACACAGCUGGAUCCAAGGUCAGCCAACGCAAUACCUCCUUACAUGCAACAGGGGAGAGUCCAAUAUAACACGGGCUCCGAAUCAUCUAUUGAUAUGCGUAGACCCCCCACAGAACCACAGAUGGGGAGCUAUCAAGGAUUCUCAGGGUCAGAGGCUACCAUUGGACAGAGAGGCCAACAACGAGGCCAGCUGCACAAGAAUGCCAAGAAGUUCACGGAUGCCUAUGACCAAGGCGAUUUCCGAGGACCUGAAGCAAGCACCGGUGCCGCCAAGCGAGUGAUGGACUUUUUUAGGAAAAGAGGCAAAGCUCGCGGCGGUGAGGAGCGAUAA